AUGAGGGAGCCAUGGCACCCUCGUUUUCCUCCGCAGCGGUCCUGGCAACACCUCAGCAAGAGCAUCCCAGACGCUGGGCACAAGUAUUACCUGCAGUUCACCACCGAAGACUACAACAGCGGGGAAAAUGCCGGGAGCUGCCUUGCUACAGUGUUGUAUCCCAAGACAAAGUCUCCGCCUGUUGUCAGUAUCAAGUGCAUGCACACCAAAGACCAGAAGCAAAUCCAGGAGGACGACAACAGACUUUACCAAAAAAUUAGGCAUCAAACCAAACCAAUAAUUGGAAACAAUAUUCCAGACAGCUAUGGCAAUAUUGAACCUGCCCUGGAGCCAGCGUGGGCUUUGGCUGUUGCUGGCAGCAGUUACAUCAUGUGGGAAAAGUCAACAGAGAACUUGGGUUACUUCGUGGCACAAGUCAAGUCUGUGAAGCAGUGGAUAAGGAAAGAUGAUUUUAUUGAGUUUGACUACACUGUCCUACUCCAUGAAAUUCCAACACAGGAAAUUAUUUCAUGUCAUAUGCGCCUCACUUGGCUUCCUGGUCACCCUCUGAAAGUGAAAUACUUCUGUGCUUCAGACAAUCAGGGGCUCGAAGAUGGAUCUGGAAUGGAAUCUGGAUCAGCUGCUGGGAUUUUACAUGAAAAUUUUUAA
Molecule: messenger RNA, 648 nt
Organism: Charadrius vociferus (killdeer)
Lineage: Eukaryota; Metazoa; Chordata; Aves; Charadriiformes; Charadriidae
Gene: RARRES1
Product: retinoic acid receptor responder (tazarotene induced) 1
Exons: 6
Coding region: 1-648 (215 amino acids)
Molecular function (GO): metalloendopeptidase inhibitor activity
Source: RefSeq, a predicted model, not a curated record